AUGAAAUACCCGCCAGGGACUCUUGUGUGGAUUAACUGCGAUGACGGGGAGUGGUGGCCUGCCGUUGUGCGGGAGACGGACAAGGAAUUGCUUCUUGUGGUUGGAGGAGGAUAUGAUAUGUGUGUUGAGUUCUACCAUGACCCCGGAAACCUAUAUCCAGUGGAGUCAGGAAGCACCGGUGUCCGCAUGUUUCAUAGGGCCGAGGAUGAACGCGAUACGGCCGAAAAGAGCUUUUUUCGCGUAACUGCGACACAAGAAGCUGUAGAAAGGGCGUUGCUAGAUAGCACCCGUAGUGAGGUACCAACGGUAGACCCCGCGCCCUAUACUCCAGAGGAGCUGCGGUGCAUGUCUGCUCUUCUUAAGUCGGUCAAUCAUACCACUGCAUCUCAUCUAAGGAAUACUCUUUUAGCGCAAGAUGGAAUUGAUCUUUCUUCGCGAGGCGUACGGAAACUGAUGACUGAAAGGGAACCAAAACGCCGAAAAAGACCGACACGAUCCCUGGAGGACAUUGUGCCGCCAUCCCAUGUUGUAAAGGUGAUUCAUGAAGUCGAUUCCAACCCUAGACCAACCGAAUUUUUGGUGGUGCCUCAGGCAAGUAGGCCGCAAUGGACAUUUCAGGAAGCGUUUGAUUCUUCUGCUUUGGAUAUAGUGCGAAAGGAAGUUUUUGAAAACAAGGAGCGGUUUGUGCUCUCACCAUUGUACCGUUAUUUGGAUCUUUUAGGGGCCGUGUCUGUGGAUGGCGUACCUGUGGAGACGACCCUGCCAUCGCCGAUUGCAUUACAUGAGGUCCCAGAAGGGGGUCUGUUGGCUUCUCGGCGCGUGCUACUCGUUCCUCUUUCAGCCUCUUUAUUUGAGCAUACUAUUGGGUGGAUGGUUCCUUUUGAGUACGAGGGCGCUACCAUAGCUAUGAGGCUUUUUGUGAAUGGAGCUGUUGUAGAGACUCCAUGUAAUUGUUCGUUGCCUUCGGGAAAGGAAGCCGUGGCUGUAAAAACUGCUGCCGGGGCUGAUAUAACCAAACACGUUUUACACAAGGAACUUUUUUCCCUUGCAGUUGGUUUCACUGGGGUCAUUGAGGAUAUGGCUCUUUGGAAGGGUGUUAUAGCUGCCGUGUAUGUAGAUCGUAUCGAUAUGGAUGCACUGGUUGACAGGGUUGUGUUGAACUAUAAGAUGCCUCCUCGUCGCAAGCGCCGCGAUGAUGUCGUUGGUGUGCAGGUGAAGAUCAAUUGUCCUAUUACGACACUUCCGUUAAGCAUCCCUGUACGAGGUCAUUUAUGUGAACACAUGCAAUGCGUGGAAUUGCGCUCUCUCCUCAUGCAGUGUGCUCGUACCAAUGUGUGGAAUUGUCCACUUUGCUGGGCGCCUACAACACCGGAUACAAUCGUGGUUAACUACAGAUUGAAGGAAUGGUUGGAAACACAUCAAUCCCAGCUGGAAAAAGUGGAUUUUGUUCUCGAGACACCAGCAGGAGUGCCUCUUCGCCCUAUUUGGAAGCGAGAUAUUUUUAGGAAUGUUGCUGACGUCAUUGCUCUUGAAUAA
This is a messenger RNA of Trypanosoma cruzi, 1536 nucleotides long. RefSeq lists its product as uncharacterized. Bases 1 to 1536 code for a protein of 511 amino acids. Gene Ontology annotation, biological process: protein sumoylation. Gene Ontology annotation, molecular function: zinc ion binding; SUMO ligase activity. NCBI's taxonomy places the organism in Eukaryota, Euglenozoa, Kinetoplastea, Trypanosomatida, Trypanosomatidae. The record is from RefSeq and is a predicted model, not a curated record. The transcript has a single exon.